Messenger RNA from Condylura cristata (star-nosed mole), 1647 nucleotides. It is a transcript of the gene NDN, whose product is annotated as necdin. Gene Ontology annotation, biological process: negative regulation of transcription by RNA polymerase II. The record is from RefSeq and is a predicted model, not a curated record. The transcript has a single exon. Bases 110 to 1087 code for a protein of 325 amino acids. Lineage: Eukaryota; Metazoa; Chordata; Mammalia; Eulipotyphla; Talpidae. Gene Ontology annotation, cellular component: nucleus.
GGCGCCGAGCGGCAGCAACGCGCACUUCCUCUCCAGGAGUCCUCAGAGGGAGCGCAGGCUCGAAGAGCUGCUGGACGCAGAGGCCCUGCCCUUGGCAGACGGAGCAGAGAUGUCCGAACAAAGUAAGGAUGGGUGCGACCCCAACUUUGCACCCGAGGCUUCCAGCUGCGAGGUGCACAGCAUCCCGGAGGUUCCCGGGGGGGCCCCUCCAUCCCCGCCUGAGGCCGCAACCCUUGCGGAGCCCGAGAACCCUCCAGUAGGCCCGACCGACGCCCCUCUGGCCUCGCCGCCGCCCCAGGCCCCCAUGGAAGAGGGAGACCCCAAGGCCCUGCAGCAGGCCGCAGAGGAAGACCGCGCCCACCAGGCCCCGAACGCGGCCCAGCCGGGCCCCGCGCCGCCGGCUCCAGCCCAGCUGGUGCAGAAGGCACACGAGCUCAUGUGGUACGUGCUGGUCAAGGACCAGAAGAGGAUGAUCAUCUGGUUCCCAGACAUGGUGAAGGAUGUCAUCGGCAGCUACAAGAAAUGGUGCCGAAGCAUCCUCAGGCGCACCAGCCUCAUCCUCGCCCGCGUCUUCGGCUUGCACCUGAGGCUGACCAGCCUGCACACCAUGGAGUUCUCGCUCGUCAAGGCGCUCGAGCCCGAGGAGCUGGACAGGGUCGCGCUCAGCAACCGCAUGCCCAUGACGGGCCUCCUGCUGAUGAUUCUCAGCCUCAUCUACGUGAAGGGCCGCGGAGCCCGGGAGAGUGCCGUCUGGAACGUGCUGCGCAUCCUGGGGCUGCGGCCCUGGAAGAAGCACUCCACCUUCGGAGACGUGAGAAGGCUCAUCACCGAGGAGUUCGUCCAGCAGAAUUACCUGAAAUACCAGCGCGUCCCCCACGUGGAGCCGCCCGAGUACGAGUUUUUCUGGGGCUCCCGUGCCAGCCGCGAAAUCACCAAGAUGCAGAUCAUGGAGUUCCUGGCCAGGGUCUUUAAGAAAGACCCCCAGGCCUGGCCCUCCCGAUACAGGGAGGCGCUGGAGGAGGCCAGAGCCCUGCGGGAGGCCGGUCCCACUGCCCACGGCCCCCGCAGCAGUGUCUCCGAGGACUAGCAAGGUCUGGAGGCAGAGUCAUGGUUUCUGACCCUCCCCAGCGCGGUGGAGGGGCGGGGGUGGGACAUUAGAGUAUUCACGAUUUACAGUGCAGUAUUUCACGUGUAACUUUUCAGUUUUCAGUACUGUGCUUUUAUACCUUUUAAUGCAAUGUUGUAUUCAUUUCAGUACUAUCCUGUAGUGUGUAGAACGUAUGCAUGUUCGUUUAUAAGUAAGCUCGGUUGGUGCUUUCGCUUCUGUGCUCUACCUUUCUUGAAUUUUUGUACCAGAGACGUGCUAAACUUAUGAACUACAUUGAGAAAUUUUCCAUCUUAUUCUUUUAUAUGGGAGGGAAGAUGUGUCUUGGGGUGGACUGUGCCUGGAGAGUUGGGAAGAACUCGCCCGCAGAGCUGACCUGACAGCAGUGUCAAGGCCCUUGUCCCUAUGACCUCAUUGGGCACAGAAACGUCCCUGUGGAGAGUGGUGAUGUGAACUGAAGUGGUUUGGCACACUUUACUAAACACAAAUACACCCCCACCGUGAGUAAACUUUAAACAUUAAAGAUUCUUGUGAUACAAUCA